AUGGUGGACACGGGUGUUGGCGUAUUAGGACCUGCUGAUAGUUGGUCAUCCACCGAAGUCAGAUCUGUUGUGCAUAAUCACAUGUGGACAAUUCGAGGUUUUAGUCAUUGUGAAUGUCGAUAUUUGGAAACUUCCGCAAAAAUACGUGAUACUACAGCUAAUCAAAGCGUUGCCACAACGUCCAGUAGCGAUUCAUCAGUUUUAACAUUCCGAAUUCGCUUGCAUCCUCAGGGAAAUAAAGAAUCUAAUAAGGACUUCACUUUCUUCCAGUGCUUCUGCCAUAACCCAUCUCAACAUUUAAGGUCCAAAUAUAAAUUUACUGUUUUUAAUUCACGAGGAGAAGAAAUAGCAACUACAGUUUAUACGGGAACACAGCAGCUUCAUGGAUACUUUGAGUAUAUCAGAAGAGAUUUACUUGUCUCACAUAUUCUUCCUCAAGAUGAGCUUCAAAUAAACUUAGAACUCACAAUCACUUUCGACACCAUCACCCGAACUAGUCAAUCGUCUAAAUUAAGCGUUAUGCCAGCUCCGAAAAUAGAAGAGGUUUGUAAAGAUCUAGAAGAUAUCUAUGUCGAUACUAAGCUGUGGGAUUUUACUAUUUGUAUUGGUGAUAGAAAAAUUUUAGCUCAUAAGGUUAUUCUAUCCGCUAGAUCUCCUGUUUUCGCCGCCAUGCUGGAACCCCAUACAGAAGAAGCCCGAUCGAACACUUGCAUAAUAAAGGACAUUGAUUAUGACGUCAUGAACGAGUUAAUGCUUUUCCUCUAUUCUGGCCGAGCUCCCAGUAUAGGCUCAAUGAGUUUAGAAUUACUUUCUGCUGCAGAUCGAUUCCAGGUUCAUGGCUUGAAAAUGAUGGCUGAUCAUGUUUUACGUAAUAAUUUGACUCCCGAAAGCUGUUGUAGACACUUAGCUUAUGCCGAUCUUUAUAGCUCGCAUGACUUAAGAGCCGAAGCCAUUCGGUACAUUACUCAGAACGCUCCUCAGGUUGUGAAGACUGAAGGUUGGACCUUUUUAAGUCAAAACCAUCCUGAUUUAGUCACAGAAUUGUUUGUCAAAAUGGCCGAGAAGAAUGUUCAUGUAGUGUCCGCUUCCAGCUCGAUAAGUUUUGGAGCUGGAGAGCCUGCGGUGAAAAGAGUUCGUGCGAGUGAACCUCCAUCAUCUGAAUAG
Auanema sp. JU1783 is the source of this 1164-nucleotide messenger RNA. NCBI's taxonomy places the organism in Eukaryota, Metazoa, Nematoda, Chromadorea, Rhabditida, Rhabditidae. The record is from the annotation of a GenBank genome assembly.